UAGUUUGGGCAUGAGUGUAGAGGACGGGGGUGUGCCAGGCCUGGGCCAUCCCAGGCAGGCCCGCUGGACCCUGAUGCUACUCCUGUCCACUGCCAUGUACGGAGCCCAUGCCCCAUUGCUGGCACUGUGCCACGUGGAUGGCCGUGUGCCCUUCCGACCGUCUUCGGCUGUAUUGCUGACUGAACUGACCAAGCUGCUGCUGUGCGCCUUCUCCCUCCUGGUGGGCUGGCAAGCAUGGCCCCAGCAGACCCCACCCUGGCGCCAGGCCGCCCCGUUCGCACUAUCAGCCCUGCUCUACGGCGCCAGCAACAACCUGGUGAUCUACCUUCAACGUUACAUGGACCCCAGCACCUACCAGGUGCUGAGCAAUCUCAAGAUUGGAAGCACAGCCCUGUUCUACUGCCUCUGCCUCCGACACCGCCUCUCUGCACGCCAGGGCUUAGCACUGCUGCUGCUCAUGGCAGCAGGAGCCUGCUAUGCAGCUGGUGGCCUGCAGGACCCUGGGAACACCCUUCCUGGGCCCCCUUCCGCAGCUGCUGCAGGCCCCAUGCCCCUGCAUAUCAGUCCACUGGGACUGCUGCUUCUCAUCCUGUACUGCCUCAUCUCAGGCUUGUCUUCCGUGUACACAGAGCUGCUCAUGAAGCGACAGCGGCUGCCCCUGGCACUUCAGAACCUCUUCCUCUACACUUUCGGUGUGCUCCUGAACCUAGGUCUGCAUGCAGGUGGCGGCCCCGGCCCAGGCCUCCUGGAGGGUUUCUCAGGAUGGGCAGCACUUGUAGUGCUGAGCCAGGCACUAAAUGGGCUGCUCAUGUCAGCUGUCAUGAAGCACGGCAGCAGCAUCACACGCCUCUUCGUUGUGUCCUGCUCGCUAGUGGUCAACGCUGUGCUCUCAGCAGCCCUGCUGCAGCUUCAGCUCACAGCUGCCUUCUUCCUGGCCACGCUGCUCAUUGGCCUGGCUGUGCGCCUGUACUAUGGCAGUCGCUAG
Messenger RNA from Globicephala melas (long-finned pilot whale), 985 nucleotides. It is a transcript of the gene SLC35A4, whose product is annotated as solute carrier family 35 member A4. Lineage: Eukaryota; Metazoa; Chordata; Mammalia; Artiodactyla; Delphinidae. Gene Ontology annotation, molecular function: pyrimidine nucleotide-sugar transmembrane transporter activity. Gene Ontology annotation, cellular component: Golgi membrane. The record is from RefSeq and is a predicted model, not a curated record. Gene Ontology annotation, biological process: pyrimidine nucleotide-sugar transmembrane transport.